AGUUACUGGCUGAGGUCUCUUGGCCUCUCCCGCAUGCCGUAGCGUGACGUGUAUGUCAGUUGUGCACCUUAGACAUGUCUGCCGACUGGGAAGAGAUUCGCCGGCUUGCGGCCGACUUCCAGAGAGCCCAGCUUAGCGAUACCGUACAGAGGCUAUCUGAGCGCAACUGCAUUGAGAUUGUUUCCAAGCUUAUUGCUGAGAAACACUUGGAUGUAGUGCACACCCUUGAUGGGAAAGAAUACAUUACACCAUCCCAAAUCUCUAAGGAGAUCAUAGAUGAACUUCAGGUUCGAGGUGGCAGAGUGAACAUAGUUGAGCUUCAACAGGUUAUCAACGUCGACCUGACUCACAUUGAAAGUAGAGCCAAUGAGCUUGUGAGAGUAGAUAACAAUGUACAGUUGGUGCUUGGACAGCUUGUGGAUAACAACUAUCUGGACCAGAUAGCUGAAGAAGUUAAUGACAAAUUGCAGGAAGCCGGCCAAGUGACUAUAUCAGAACUGUGCAAGACAUACGACCUUCCUGGAGACUUCCUGACAGAGUCAUUAGCACUAAGACUUGGAAGUAUUAUUCAAGGGAAGAUUGAUGAAAACAACAAGGGUGUCAUUUAUACGGAGGCAUUUGUAGGCCGCCAUAGGGCACGCAUCCGAGGGCUUUUCACUGCCAUUACGAGACCCACGCCAGUCAUCAGUUUGAUCUCUCAAUAUGGUUUUCCAGAGCAUCUUCUGUACUCUCUGUUGGAGGAACUUGUUAACUGCGGACGUUUAAAGGGCACAGUGGUUGGUGGAAGACAGGAUAAGGCUGUGUUUAUUCCUGACAUCUAUGCCAGAACACAGAGCAAUUGGAUAGACGCCUUUUUCACGCAAAACGGUUACCUAGAAUAUGAUUCCUUAUCUAGGCUCGGGAUCCCAGACCCAGUUGGGUAUAUUAGAAAAAGAUACAAGUCUGCCUCCUUAAUUUAUUUGAAGUCAGUAUGUGUUGGACAAAGUAUAGUGGAUCAGGUGGAAGCUUCAGUGGAAGAAGCCAUAAGCUCGGGAUCAUGGCUAGAUAUUGAGCCUUUGUUACCAAGCUGUUUAUCUGUGGAAGAUUCCUCAAUCUUACUUCAGCAAGUCAUGAGAACGUUAAAUAAAAACUCAUCUGCUCGAAUCUUUGGAGACAGCCUUGUCGUGAGCGAGAAGUUUAUAAGUGAAUGCAGCCGGAUUUUUAAUGAUCUCAUGCAACAUAAAGCUGAGAAGGAAAUGAAGCACAACCCUGUAUUUCUGGUAACAGAAGAGGAUCUCAAGCAAGCUGCUGUGUUGGAGAAUGCAAUAGGCAGGAAAGAGAAAAAGGAUGACAGGCGGAAAAAAGCCACAGAGGGCAGUGGAAGCACCAGAGGAGGCGGUGGUAGUAAUGCCAGAGAGAUAAAGAUAAGAAAGACUAAGAAAAAAUCAAGGAAAGAUGAAGACAGUGAUGAAGAGUCACAAACUACCAGCAGAAAUAAACCAAAGGAACGAGAGGUCCCAUUUAUGUCCCUGGAAGAAAUUCAAGACGUGUUAAGAAAACAUGUUCCAGAUGCUCCAGAUGAGCUGGUCAUUGAGCUCUCUGACAACUUAGUAAGACCCCUUACUAAAAGUUACCAAGAAGUGGUGCGUUCUGUCUUCAUGUCAUCUACAUCCUCCUCAUCAGGAGCCAGCAGGAAACAAACUAUGAAAGACUUUCAAGAAGAAGUGUCCUCUCUUUACAACAAUAUUCGUCUGUUUGAAAAGGGGAUAAAACUUUUUACAGAUGAAACACAAAGUAAUCUUGCUAAGCAUUUGCUGAAGACUGUGUGUACAGAUAUUACCAAUCUUAUCUUCAAUUUCUUGGCCGGCGAUAUAAUGAUGGCUGUGGAAGACUAUUCAACAAUUACUAGUGAGGUUAGGAAAAAAAUGUUGAAUAAAUUCCAGGAAGAAACAAAAGGCCCAUUGACCAAGCUGAAUAGUUCACUAGCUGGGAAGAGUAUAGAAGAAUUUCUGUCUUGCCUGGAUGCAGCAGCUGAUUCAUGUGGCAUCCUAGUGAAAAAAGGCGAUAAGAAGAAAGAGAGGCAAGUCUUGUUCCAGCAUAGACAAGCCCUUGUGGAACAACUUAAAGUCACAGAAGAUGCAGCCCUCAUAUUACAUCUGACGUCCGUCUUGUUGUUUCAGUUUACUACACAUUGUAUGCUUCACGCACCAGGAAGAUGUGUCCCACAGAUAAUUUCAUUCCUGCACACAAAGAUCCCUGAGGAACAGCACAGCUUGUUGGCUAACUACCAAAGCCUUGUGGUAAGGCAGUUAAUAGGUCAGACAAAGCAGAAGGAUGAUGAUGAUGUGGACACGACUGGAGAUCUAGCAGAUGAAUCUGGAAAAGCUUCAGAUAGCAUUAGAAAAGAACUUCAAGAGCUGUCUGCCGGAAUCAAAGAUCUUGUUCUCCGACCCAGAAAGACCUCCGCAUCAGAAGAGUAACCAGACAUCCAUUCAUUUUUAUAUCCAAAAGCUUUAUUUCUGCUAAGCUCCAAUAAACACUUUUUGAAUAUAGCAAGUAAAA
Messenger RNA from Hyla sarda, 2541 nucleotides. RefSeq names its product UFM1 specific ligase 1 (gene UFL1). The transcript is spliced from 19 exons. The record is from RefSeq and is a predicted model, not a curated record. The coding region runs from base 75 to 2459 and encodes 794 amino acids. Gene Ontology annotation, biological process: protein K69-linked ufmylation; response to endoplasmic reticulum stress; regulation of proteasomal ubiquitin-dependent protein catabolic process. Gene Ontology annotation, cellular component: endoplasmic reticulum membrane. Gene Ontology annotation, molecular function: UFM1 ligase activity. NCBI's taxonomy places the organism in Eukaryota, Metazoa, Chordata, Amphibia, Anura, Hylidae.